AUGCCUUCGACCGUAAAGGCCAAACCGUCAAAAUCUACGGUCCCAAAAGCUGACAAAGCCAAGAAAGAGGCGAAAGUUAAAGCACCAAAAUCCACGUCAAAAGCUGUGGAAAAGGCCCCUUCACCACCUCCACCAGCGCCUGAACCUGUAGAAGAACCCGAGGAAUCGGAGGAAGAAGAUAGCGAUGAUGAUGACGAUGAUGAAGGUGUUGAUGAGGAGGGAAUGGCGCGGUUGAUGCAACUCUUGGGAGAUGAUGCUUUGGACGACUUUGGAAAAGCCCAAUUAGAGGCAUUGUCGGGGGGUAUUGAAGGCGAAGACGACGAUGAGGACGAAGAUUGGACUUCAGAAGAGGAAGGGGAUGAGGAGGGUGAGUCGGGAUCUGACAAUGAUGAAGAUGAAGACUUGGAAGUGGACGCCGAAGAACUCGAGGCUUUGUCUGGUGAAGAAGAAGGCAACAGUGAGGACGAAGAAGAAGAAGAAGCUGUUCCCUUGGAUGAAAUAGAUGAGGACCUUGACGAAGAUGUUGUACCUCGUCAAAAAAUUGAGAUUGACAAUAAAGUCGCUCUUGACCAAAUUCGCGAAUCUAUCCAGCUCGAUCCUUCAUUACCAUGGACGGAGACCCUUGUGCUCAACUAUCCCCAAACAAUAGACGUAGACGUGAACGACGACUUAAAUCGUGAACUUGCUUUCUACAAACAGGCUCUUCAUGGUGCGAACGCUGCUCGUGCUCUGGCUGCAAAACACAAUUUCCCUUUCACUCGACCAGCCGACUACUUCGCUGAGAUGAUCAAAAGCGAUUCUCAUAUGGAGCGCAUUCGUCAACGUCUACUGAAUGAGUCUGCUGGAAUCAAGAAGAGCGAGGACAAGCGUAAAGAGAGAGAAGGCAAGAAGUUCGGCAAGCAAGUACAGGUUGAAAAACUCAAAGAACGCGAGAAGUCGAAGAAGGAGAUGGAAGAGAAACUUAAGGGGCUCAAACGAAAGAGAAAAGAUAUUCUGGACAACCCUGGGGCUAACGACGAUGAGUUCGACAUUGCAGUCGAAGAUGCUAUUGCCGACCGCCCCGCCAAGCGUGGCAAAGGCUCCAACGGAAAAUCUAUGUCUCGUUCUGCCCGCGAUUCCAAAUUUGGCUUUGGAGGCGCUACACGGCACUCGAAAUCCAAUACUCGAGAGUCAACUGACGACUUUGGCCCCGGCCGUGGUCGGGGCAGAGGACGAGGCGGCUUUGGCGGACGUGGCGGACGUGGUGGUGGAGGCGCAGGACGUGGCGGAAGCAAAGGUGGGAGAGGAGGAUUUGGCGGCAAGUCCCGAGGAGGCGGCACCAAAAGACUUGGAAAAUCAAGAAGGGCCAAGAGUUAG
Molecule: messenger RNA, 1356 nt
Organism: Psilocybe cubensis
Lineage: Eukaryota; Fungi; Basidiomycota; Agaricomycetes; Agaricales; Agrocybaceae
Exons: 4
Coding region: 1-1356 (451 amino acids)
Biological process (GO): ribosomal large subunit biogenesis; rRNA processing
Cellular component (GO): nuclear periphery; preribosome, large subunit precursor; nucleolus
Source: RefSeq, a predicted model, not a curated record